This is a messenger RNA of Cuscuta campestris, 2254 nucleotides long. The record is from the annotation of a GenBank genome assembly. NCBI's taxonomy places the organism in Eukaryota, Viridiplantae, Streptophyta, Magnoliopsida, Solanales, Convolvulaceae.
UUAUCAAAUGUAAAUACAUAUACUCCGGAGUAUUUUAUAAUGGGUUCAACUCGUACAUAAAUAUGUGAAAUGAAUUCAUAUAUCGGUACAUAAAUAUAUAAAAUAAAUAUUGUAUUACUCCGUAUUAUAUUGUACAAGCUUAUAGAUGGGACACAUUUAUUUUUUUUAAAUAUAAAUUUAUGGCUUUUUAGCUCACUCAAGAGUCAAGCCUGCUCAAUUCCGCUGGUUUCAGAAACUUGCGAUCCGUUUGGACGAAGAAGAAAGGUUUCAUAUUAUAAUCUCUCUCUUCUUUAUAUGCUGAAACCAAAGCUCAGAGCUUUGUUAGACAAACAUCUAAUUAUCAACCAGGCAAAGCAAAUCCAUGGCGUCAUACUCACCAACGGCCUCCGCGAUCUCGAGCCUCCCCUGCUCCUCCGCCUCCUCCUUUCUGCAAAAUCUCACGGCGGAAGCACUCUCCAGUACGUCAAAUCCAUGGUUCAGCAUAUGCACAAAUCGGACACCUUUUGUUUUGGAUCCGCGAUUCGGAUUCUCACUGAGAAUUCUCAGUUCGGAGAGGCGAUUUCUCUCUAUGUUCGGUUUCAGAGUCUCGGAAUCGGCAGCCCGAGCACCUUUGCAAUCUCUUCCGCCGUGAAAUCGUGUUCGAGGAUUCGGGAUGUGGUCUCGGGGAGUUGUCUUCAUGCGCAGAGUUGGAAGUAUGGGUUUUGUGGGGAUGUUUAUGUCCAAACUUCUCUUGUUGAUUUUUAUUCGAAGAUGGGGAGAAUGGGUUGUGCACGGAAGGUGUUCGACGGUAUGCCUGUGAGAAAUGUGGUUUCUUGGAACUCGAUUCUGUCUGGAUAUGUGAAAUCGGGAGACAUGGAAACGGCAAGGGUUGUGUUUGAUGAGAUUCCAGAAAGAGACGUGGUUUCUUGGAACUCGAUGGUUUCUGGGUAUGCAGGGGUUGGGAAUAUGGAGAGUGCAUACGAACUGUUUGUGAAAAUGCCCGAGAGAAGUUGUGCUUCAUGGAAUGCAAUGAUAAGUGGAUACAUACAGUGUGGAAAGAUAGAUUUAGCUCGUAGCUUCUUUGAUUCUAUGGACAAAAGAAAGAAUCAAAUCACGUUCACGGCCAUGAUUUCCGGGUACUCGAAAUCUGGGGAUGUGGAAUCUGCUAGGAAGCUGUUUCAUGAAAUUUCUGAUGAAAAAGAACACAUCGUUUAUAAUGCAAUGAUAUCUACAUACGCUCAAAAUGGCCGACCAGAAGAAGCUCUCAAGCUGUUCGACGAAAUGCUUGAAUCAAAGCUGCAACCUGAUUACAUGACAUUAGCUUCUGCCAUUUCAGCUUGUUCUCAACUGGGAGAUCUAAAAUCAGGUUCUUGGAUUGAAUCAUACAUGAAGGAACAAGGAAUCCAGAUGGACGAUCAUCUCGCAACAGCUUUUCUUGAUCUUUACGCGAAGUGCGGCAUUACAGAAAAAGCUUACGCUUUGUUUCUGGGUCUACAAAACAAAGACGUCACUGCUUAUACUGCUAUGAUAUUGGGAUUCGGAAUUAACGGUAAGGCUAAUGACGCAAUCAAGCUGUUCAACGCAAUGAUCAGCUCCGAAAUCAAACCUAAUUUAGCAACAGUUACUGCAAUCUUGACUGCUUAUUCACACAUGGGAUUGGUAGAAGAAGGUUACCGUUUCUUUAGAUGCAUGGAGGAGAGGUACGGGCUGUCUCCAACCGUAGAUCAUUACGGUAUUGUUGUCGGUCUAUUGGGCCGGGCCGGGAGGCUAGAAGAAGCUUAUGGUUUGAUAAAGGGGAUGACAAUGGAGGCCCAUGUUGGGGUGUGGGGUGCUUUGCUUCAUGGUUGCAGCCUGCACUGUAAUUUGGAGAUUGGCGAGGAGGCAGCAAGGCACUGUUUGGGUGUGGAGAAUGGCGGCGGUUACCGCUCUCUUCUUGCUAAUGUUUAUGCUUCUGUUGGACGGUGGGAUGAUGCUGAGAGGCUGAGGCAGUCUGUUAAUGGGAAUGAAUGGUUUGCCAAGCUGGCCGGUUCCAGUCGGACUGAAGAUGAUGAAUAGUUUAGCGGAAAAUGAACUUGAUCCAUUAUUAUCCCGUAGAUAAGCUUCAAAUCUCUAAUCAAAGUUGGCGACGGCACGUGCUUAGGUCACGCGGCUUGUUGCUCUUCAAUCAACGCAGGCGGGACAAAAAAAUUGAACUGUCAUCACGCACCUUCUUUCGAUCAAGCAGCAACGUCGCAGGAGUGAUAAAAAUAGUGGAAAACAAAGCGAGACAAAAAGC